AUGGCCAAUGAGAGUUCAGGAUGCUCCACGACAAAGGUGACGUCAUCAUUCCUACUGGCGUUGGUGUGCGCCGCCGCGUUGGCUCUGGCGGCUGCGCCGGCGGUCGUGCCGCAGAACUCGCCUCAGGACUACGUGAACGCCCACAACGCGGCGCGCGCGAACGUCGGCGCGGGUCUGCCGCCGGUGUCGUGGGACAGCCAGGUGGCUGCGUACGCGCAGAACUACGCGAACCAGCGGGCCAGGGACUGCCAGCUGGUGCACUCGGGCGGGCCCUACGGCGAGGACAUCUUCUGGGGAUCCGGCCGCGACUACACGGCGGCGGACGCCGUGGGGGCCUGGGUGGCGGAGCGGCAGAACUACGACUACUCCAGCAACACCUGCGCCUCCGGCCAGGUGUGCGGCCACUACACGCAGGUGGUGUGGCGAUCGUCGACGGCGAUCGGCUGCGAUCAAUUAGCAAUUUUUCUACCAUUUUAG
Molecule: messenger RNA, 477 nt
Organism: Zingiber officinale
Lineage: Eukaryota; Viridiplantae; Streptophyta; Magnoliopsida; Zingiberales; Zingiberaceae
Product: pathogenesis-related protein 1-like
Exons: 2
Coding region: 1-477 (158 amino acids)
Cellular component (GO): extracellular region
Source: RefSeq, a predicted model, not a curated record